CUUUCAGAAACCAAUAUUUUCCUUCUUUUACCCACUGGAUUUUUGAAAAUAAUUUUGUUUUCCAGAUGACAAUCUUGUCGCCAUGCCUGUUCUACAGUGUCCUUUUUCAAAAUCCAUCACUUUCCUAUCAAAACCCUCCUCCUUUACCUCCUAAACCCCUUUCCCCAAUCUCCAUCUUCUUAAUAAAACUCUACAAAGUCACUGGUAUUACCAAUGGCGAUUUCUGUAUUGCUUAAAGCUUUUACUCGUCGUGGCCAGCCUUCCAUUUCUUCUUCGUCUUAUGAAAAAGUGUUUAGGAAUGUUAACAUCCCAUGGACUAGUUCACUGUUGAGCAAACCAUUUACAAGUUUGGGUAGAAGAGCUUACUGAACCAAACCAAGAAACUUCCAGAGUCCACCCUAACAAAGGUAGUUUUCAAAUAUGUUUGCCCGAAUGACAAGUCUUAAGAUGGCAGUAGGCGGCUCUUAAUAAGAAAGGUACUUGAGAUUCCCACAGGGGAUACAUUCUUCGAAAUCAGAUAUGGAGAUAAGGGGAGUCAUUAUAACUUGAACGACUUUUGUUACUCCUAUCUUAUGGGAGUUAAGGAGGCUGCAGAGUCGGCCAUUGAAAAAAGAAUAUCAGAAAUUUGUUUUGUAGAAGCUUCAUUUUUCAAAGAACAUACAAGAAGUAUAAUGGAUAGUGCAGCUGAUGCUCUAAAUUUAGACUGCAUGGUUCAUCAUAUUUCGAAAACUAAAGCGUCUUUCCCCAGUGGCAAUGACUCAGGCAUCAAUUUCUAUCUUGAUAAAUUAUUUGAAAUUCGUAUUUGGGAAAAAAUUACAAGCGGGGAUAAGCACGUCCUGAAAAUCAUUGUGUCUGAGUUAAAGAGUAAUGGAUUUGACUUCACAAAAGAUCCAGUGGCACUCCAGAAAAUCGAGGGAGCAGUUGAAAGAGCAAUGUCACGAAUGACAAAUGGGAUCAAGCUUAAUCUGCAUGUUCCUACUGGUGAACCUGAUAUCAGUACUACUAUAAGUUGGAGAAAAUGCGCUGGUCUACCUAUAUUGAAAACUCUCACUUUGCCCCCAAAUACAUUAAUGGUACCCCGUCUACAGUAAUCUUCUUUGGGGUUCUUGUUGUGGAUAUAAGAAAUAUAUCAGUCAGCUGGAAAGAAAAAACUUAUGACAUACUUGUAAGCGUACUAACUCGUUACUACUGUUUCUGUUUAUUUGUUAUCGAGCUUGUAAGUAUAACAGACUCUAAUCGACCAUCAUUGACGUUUGUAACUACGUUUUAACGGGAAACAA
Molecule: messenger RNA, 1280 nt
Organism: Papaver somniferum (opium poppy)
Lineage: Eukaryota; Viridiplantae; Streptophyta; Magnoliopsida; Ranunculales; Papaveraceae
Product: chaperone protein DnaK-like
Exons: 4
Coding region: 573-1091 (172 amino acids)
Source: RefSeq, a predicted model, not a curated record